Dreissena polymorpha is the source of this 2782-nucleotide messenger RNA. Its product is annotated as eukaryotic translation initiation factor 2-alpha kinase 1-like. The record is from RefSeq and is a predicted model, not a curated record. Gene Ontology annotation, molecular function: protein kinase activity; ATP binding. Gene Ontology annotation, biological process: protein phosphorylation. The coding region runs from base 180 to 2327 and encodes 715 amino acids. The transcript is spliced from 10 exons. Lineage: Eukaryota; Metazoa; Mollusca; Bivalvia; Myida; Dreissenidae.
ACAACUCUGCAAUAGUUUGGUGAAAUGUAGCCCAUUCACGGAAGCGCGUCGAAAAUUCGAUAGCAAUAAACAAGAUGGCAGCGUCCUUAGCUUGGCUGUCAAGUUUGGUUUGAAAAAAAUCGGUACUCGUCAAAACAGUCCAUUGGAUUCUAUGUUAACAAUUUUGGUGACAUUAAGCAAUGACGAUGGAUAAAAUCAGGAAUAAAAUAAAAAAGCCAGGAAGGAUUGAAAAUAUAGAUGACUCCGAUCUGUUGGAAUUCCGCAGGUCCUCAGAGGGUGCCCCCUCCUCAUCUGUAUCAUCCAAGGCUGUUCUGCCACGGUCAGUGCCUAAUCACCUGCUGUUCAUCUCCAUCUUGGAGCAGCUCUGCACCAUGUACAGCCGCGACACCAAACAGGCCCAGGAUGUCUUCAGAUGUAGGUUACACACUCACACUGUCUUCAGAUUGUUGUGUGAGCAGCUCGAGAGACUGCACGUGGUGUCCCCAGUGCUCAGGUUGGACGAGAUGUCCAGUUUGAGGGCCCAGUACCGACACAGUGUUCACCGCAUGCUGGUGGCAGCACUACACAAGUCAAACAGUAUAGGCAAGAAUCUCUCAUUAGCAGCUCCUGGCCAUAUAGCUCCAUUAAACAGUUUCAGCCUUCACCCUCAACCCUCUUGCGGUCCGGAGAGCUUCAUCAACCAGACAUCGCGCUAUGAGACAGAGUUUGUGGAGAUAGAGAAGAUAGGCAGGGGUGGCUUUGGAUCUGUCUACAAGAGCCGGAACAAGCUGGAUGGGAAGCUCUAUGCUGUGAAGGUGGUCAAGUUCAAACACUCAAAGCCGGAGAAUAUCUUCAGGGUGCUACGAGAAGCCAAGGCCCUUGCUAACCUCCAGCACACAAACAUAGUGGGCUACAACUCCUGCUGGCUCGAGUAUGGACCCAAGCCGGCUGUGCCUAGAAAUACAUCUCUAAGAGCUAUGGUUGAUGGGGACCAGAAGAGCGACUCUUCAUCAGAUGAUGGCAUUGUCUUUAAACACGAUGUUGAUACAGUGGACAUUCUUAGGCCAUUAGGCAAACCCAUAACUAACGGACCAAAAAUCAAAGAAAUCAACUCAAAUUGCUCAAGUCUAGCAACAUCUCCACAAACUGAAAUUUUUCGAAGUCCACCAAAAUGGACUUUAAAUGUUCGUGAAACUGAGCAAGAAUUUAGCAUUACAGAAUCAGCCUCCAUCUUUCAAAUGAACAGAUCUGUGGUGUCCCAGCAAUGUUCAAACAUGACUUCUAGUUUGGAUCCUUGUUCACAGUCAUACAUGACAGUGUCCCAGUAUAGUCAAGACUCAAGGCUAGCUGGUCGAAAGGUGGAAUUUGAAAUUGAGUCCCAUAGUGAUUCUAUAGAAAUGGAUGGAAGUGCUAGUCCGAAGCGUCAAGGACGUUCAGAUAGAGUGUACACCAGAAGCAUUAGCUGUGAUCCAUAUGUCUCAGGGGAAGUGAAUGCUCCAAAAACGAAUCUAAUCAAGGAUUUCAAUGAAAGUGAUUUCCCUUUAAAGACCACUGUGAAGCUGUACAUCCAGAUGGAGCUGUGUGGACUCACACUGAAGGACUGGAUGCAGGAGCGCAACUACAAGCUCAGUCCCAGCGAGAUGGUGGCCCGCACCAGCCAGAACAUGAACAUCUUUAAGCAGAUCCUGAAGGCAGUGGACUACAUUCACUCACAGGGAAUCAUGCACAGGGAUCUGAAGCCAAGAAACAUCUUCCUUAUGGAGAAUGAAAAUAAUUGUGUGAAGGUGGGAGACUUUGGUCUUGCCACAGAUGACAUUCUCAGUAGUCCUGUAUCCUGUAGCAGUUCCUUCUAUGAUCUUGAGGCGGCUGCAACCAGAUUGGUGAGAACUGCAAGCGUUUUGUCUGACCACACGACGGGGGUUGGAACGUCGACUUAUGCAGCGCCAGAACAGCUUGAGAGCUCAAUGUACAAUGCUAAGUGUGAUGUGUACAGCCUUGGGGUGAUACUGUUUGAACUGUUCCAAGUGUAUGGUACCGAAAUGGAGCGACAUCGCAGUAUAGCUGAUCUGAGAAACGGAACUAUUCCUGAGGCAACGCACACAAACUGGCCUGUCCAAACUAGAUUUAUCCAGUUGAUGACCAACCCGAAUCCCGAAGUCCGCCCAUCUGCCAGAGAUAUGCUUCAAGGGGAGUUGUUUGUGAGCAAGGACCAGAUUAUAGCGGAAAUGAAGGCCAAGGAAGUGGAUUAUGUGAGGACAAUUGAAUGUCUGAAGAAACAAGUGCAGGAGAGAGAUGAAAUUAUUCAGAAACUAUUAGAUGCAUUAAAAAUUGAGAGUUUACCAACUUGAGGAAAUAAUAGUGAAUUUAGUGAACUUAUUGAAUGAAAAUUAAUGAAAAAACAUACUAGUGAGCUUAUACUUUUUUGUUUGAUUUUUGCAAGCUUGUUAUAUUUCCCAAGUUAAAUAAAUUAUUUUAAGAGUAUUGAUGGAUAUCACACAUAAUUGUAGAUAAAAGCAUGGUUGUGGGUUAAGUUUCGAUCUCAGUGUCUUAAUCUGCGCUGGUUCCGUCAGGAUUUUAUAUCCAUGUUUCAGCGGGAAGACUACAUGUUCAUAUUUUAAUGUUAAAGUAGAUUGCAAUUAUAGUAUACUUGAUUCAUGAGAAUCAUUUGAAGGUUCUCAAAGGUUGUGAAUUCCAAUCGGGCUAGAGCUUUUUGCAUAAUUUUUUAAUGCAUACAGAUGUGUUUGUCUGGUUGAAUGCACAAUUUGAUUUCAGAAGAAAAAAUCUAAUAAAAGAUUCAAAUUUU